Molecule: messenger RNA, 1473 nt
Organism: Cephus cinctus (wheat stem sawfly)
Lineage: Eukaryota; Metazoa; Arthropoda; Insecta; Hymenoptera; Cephidae
Product: tRNA:m(4)X modification enzyme TRM13 homolog
Exons: 7
Coding region: 200-1444 (414 amino acids)
Biological process (GO): tRNA methylation
Source: RefSeq, a predicted model, not a curated record
CUUUCGUAUUUACUUUGUUCAUGGCGUGUUGUGCAGUAUUGUUAUUUAUUAUAAGAGGUUUUUGUUCGAAUAUUUAAAAGUGCUUUGGAUCAAUGAUAUUUUUAUUAGAUGUUAUUAGUUGUAAUAUCACAUGUACUUACUCUGUUAUAGAUUUCUUAUAAAAAACUAUUUAUAAGUAGAAAUAAUUUGUUGAUUAAUCAUGGACGAUUCUGAGCAAUGUCAAUUUUAUGUAAAACGAAAGAAACGAUUCUGCCGCAUGACAGUAAAGCAAGGAAAUAAGUACUGUGGUGAACAUCGUAAUAUAGACCCAGUUCUGGGCACUAACGAGGAUGGUAUUCUGAAUGUUAAAAGAGUAGAGUGUCCUCUUGAUCCAACUCAUACAUGUUAUGAGACAAAAUUGGCCAAACACUUAAAAGUAUGCAAUGCCAAACGUGUGAUUGAUAUGCAGCCUUCGUACAUAGUAAAAGGAAUUAAUUUGGAUGUGAACUGCAAAAAUCCAGUGCAUGUACCACUUCCACAAUUAGAUCAAUCGAUCCUGGAGACUGUAUUAAACAAAAUUAAUAUCGCAUACAAAAAGUUACCUACGUUUCCUGAAGCAAUACUAACUCAUGAAAUAUUGGAGGAUGAGCUUAAUAAUACCACAUAUGGUAAAACUGUUAGAAAACAUUUACUCCAAAAUGCAUCUUUACUCAAGCAUUUAGAAAGAGUUAAUUUAAUUCGCGAGAAUACGUGUUUUAUUGAGUUUGGAGCAGGGAAAGGAAAACUGACAUAUUGGUUGGCACAGAUGAUAAAAAAGGAUAGUAGUUCUUCAAUUGUACUAGUGGACCGUUCGAGUCACAGACAUAAGAGCGAUAACAAACUCAAAAAUGAAGACUGCAGCCUUGGGGUAGUCAGAAUACGAGCAGAUAUUGCAGACCUUCGACUAAGCUCUGUUCCAGAAAUAAAAGAAUUUAAUUAUAAAGUUGGAAUUGCUAAACAUCUCUGUGGUGCAGCAACUGAUCUGACUAUACGUUGUCUAGUGAAUUCAGUGCAGGAUAAAAUCAAAACGCAUGUAGCUGGUUUGAUAAUAGCAUUUUGCUGUCAUCAUAGAUGCGAAUAUGCUUCAUAUGUCGGAAAACAAUAUUUAGCAAAGUGCGGUUUCACAGCUGAUGAGUUUCCCAUUUUAUGCAGUGUCGCAAGCUGGGCUACAUGUGGUACAGGUUUGAGUAAAGAGACCAGAGUAAAGAAUAGUAAAGAAGAAAGCAAAAACACAAAUUUAACAAAAAGCUCAGCAGCUAUCCAAGACCGUGAGGCUACUGGAAGGAAAGUAAAAACACUUUUAAAUUGGGGACGAGUAGAAUAUUUACAAGAUGCUGGAUUUGAUUGUCAAUUAUUAUAUUACACUACUUUUGACGUAUCAUUAGAAAAUAUGUGUAUAAUAGCCAAAAAGCAUAAUGUACAUUAAAAAUAUAAAAAUAAUAAAAAUCUAUUUAA